Molecule: messenger RNA, 4545 nt
Organism: Meleagris gallopavo (turkey)
Lineage: Eukaryota; Metazoa; Chordata; Aves; Galliformes; Phasianidae
Source: RefSeq, a predicted model, not a curated record
GCCCUUUAAAUAACUUAUUUUCUAUCCUUAGGAAAAAAGGAUGACAAGCGUGGUGUUCCUUGAUUUUGAUGAAGGACCACUGCGAGGAGCCAUGGACAUUUGUCGUGAGUUAUAACACCGUAAUUUGAAGAAUCUAGUAUAAAUGUACUUAAUGGACAGACCAGCAACAUGGAUGAUUUAGAGAUAAAUACUGAAGUUACUGGUGCUAAAGAAGAAGAAGAGGAAAUCCUAUGUGAUUUUGUAUCUGAGGAGGAAGGUGGCAUUCCUGAAUCACAAGAGAGUGACACAUUGUUUCAGAAAAACAGUACAUUGACUCUGCCAGAAGAGCUAUCCAGGGACAGAUCUGAAAAAGCCUUAAGUGGAGGCCAGACUUCUCUAUUUAUACACACUGGUGCUCCUACUGUUUCUAGUGAAAACUUUAUCUUGUCUAGAGGAACUGCUGUUAAUGGACCAGUUUCACACUCCACCUCAACAAAAACUUCCAUUAUGAAUAAAGGCAGUGUUUCACUAACCACUGGACAGCCUGUAGGUCAUCAUACAGAUUCUUGCUCAACUUUGACGGUGGUUCAUGAUCUUCAGCUGCCUGCAAAGAGUACAACAGAAAAUUCAAAUCAGCACCAAGUUUUAUUUUUGUUACCUGAUGUAGCACAUGCUAAGAACAUGACUCAUUCCAUUAAAAAUUUACCUACCUCUGCUUCAGUUGGUUGUGACUCACAGAAAUCAGUAGGAAAUAGUGUAGACAGCACUUUAGUAGGCCAAGUAGAAGUUUGUGAGGAUGAUAAAAAUUUACUGGUAAAAGACGAUUGUGUUGAUGCAUUAACAGGCAUUUCCUCAGGUACAGGUGGUUUCAGAUCGGGAUGUGAACCCAGCUGGGAUCCACAAAAAGAGUUUAUACAGUUUCUUAUGACAAAUGAAGAAACAAUAGAGAAGUCUCCCAUUCACUGUAAAGUAGGUUUAGAAAAAAAGAGAAAAAGAAAAAUGGAUGUUAGUAAAAUAACACGCUAUACUGAAGACUGUUUUGGUGAUACUACUUAUAUUCCUAGUAAGUCAAAACUGCUAACUGUUGACUUCUUAGAACAGAACGAGGAGCUACAAAUAGUAGAACCUCAGAAAUACUCAUUGAGUAAAGUAAAGCCUGAAUCCACAGAUGAAGAGCUGGAAGCUGUUGAUGCUAUCCAGCAGCUCAUUUAUAGUCCCACUGGUAGCUGUGCAGAGGAUGCUUCUCCUGUUCACACUAGUACUUUUCUUUCCAAUACUUUAAAAAAUAAAUGUGAACAGAAUGAUUCUGAAUCACCAUCUACCUUCAGUACUGAUGAACCAUCAUUUUAUCCCUGUACAAAGUGCAAUGUGAAUUUUAGGGAGAAGAAACAUCUGCAUAGGCAUAUGAUGUACCAUUUAGAUGGGAACAGCCAUUUCCGACAUCUCAAUGUCCCGAGGCCCUAUGCGUGUAGGGAAUGUGGGAGGACAUUUAGAGAUCGUAAUUCACUUCUUAAACACAUGAUAAUUCACCAAGAACGAAGACAGAAACUGAUGGAAGAAAUCCGUGAGCUGAAAGAGCUUCAGGAUGAGGGUAGGAGUGCACGGUUACAGUGCCCACAGUGUGUAUUUGGUACCAAUUGUCCCAAAACAUUUGUGCAGCAUGCAAAGACCCAUGAAAAAGAUAAAAGAUACUAUUGCUGUGAGGAAUGCAAUUUCAUGGCUGUGACGGAAAAUGAACUUGAAUGCCACCGAGGGAUUGCUCAUGGAGCAGUAGUCAAGUGUUCUGUUAUUGGUAGUGACAUGUCCCAGAGGAAGUCACAGAAGAAGGCAUCCAUGAAAGAUCCAUAUUUAGGAUCCUCAAAGAAGUCGUCGACGUACAUGUGUAAGAUGUGUCCAUUCACAACUUCAGCUAGAAGCAUUUUAAAAAAACACAUGGAAUAUUUGCAUCCAGCGUCUUGCAUUGAUCCCUUUGGUAGCCAUCUUAGACUAGAAAAAAGAAAAAGCAACAUAAUAGAAGAAUCUUUAGAUUUUGGUAGCAGGACAAAACAGUUGAUAAAACAAUCUUCUACGUUUCCAAAGAACUCAGUUUUAAAACAAGAUGUAAAACGAUCAUUUGGCUCUACUUCACAGUCCAGUAACUUCGGAAAACUUCACAAGCGACCCUACAGGAUACAGAAGGCUCGGAAAAGCGUUUCACAGUCAUCUAGACUUAACUCUGCUGAAAAAAAAGACAGCUAUGAAACGGAGGAUGAAAGUUCAUGGGAUAAUGCUGAACUGUGUGAUUACACUACGCGGUCUGUGGAGGAUGAAUCUUACAGUGAUAUUAAUCAGGAGCAUGUAAGCCUAUUCCCCAUAUUCAAAGGUAAAAUGGAAGAUCAUGAAGCUGGUGAUAAAUCUUCACUUAGUUAUGAGCAGAAUGAUGGCUUUUAUUUUGAGUAUUAUGAAGAUGCUGAGAGUAGUAACUUCCUGCAUGAUUUGCAUGAUGCACAGAAUUUAGAAAAUGUAGGAUCAGCAUUGCCAAAGCAUAAUUCAGUUUUCCAUUGGACUGAUUUGUCACUUGAAAAGAAGUCCUGCCCAUACUGCCCAGCAACCUUUGAAACAGGUGUUGGAUUGUCCAACCACGUCAGAGGACAUCUUCACAGAGCUGGAUUAAGCUAUGAAGCCCGUCAUGUUGUUUCACCAGAACAGAUAGCAACAAGUGACAAAAUGCAACAUUUUAAAAGAACUGGAACAGGAACUCCUGUUAAACGUGUUAGAAAAGCUUUGGACUGUAAGCAAAAGAAGUCAAGGUCAAGAUCUGGAAGCAAGAAAAAAAUGCUGCCAUUACCUCAUAGUGCUGAUGAAGUUUACAUACUCAGAUGCAGGUUUUGUGGUCUGGUCUUUCGAGGACCUCUGUCUGUUCAAGAAGACUGGAUAAAGCACUUGCAACGACACAUUGUCAACGCAAAUCUUCCACGGACUGGAGCUGGCAUGGUUGAAGUCACAUCGCUACUUAAAAAACCUGCUUCGAUUACUGAAACUUCAUUUUCUUUACUGAUGGCAGAAGCAGCAUCAUAGAACAAGAAAACAUUUUCAAUUUGAAUUGGAUGUAAAUUUGAAAUACUUUGUCAUUUUUUAAAAUAAAUUGUUACACUAAAUUAUGUUUAUAAAUCCUAAAGGCAAAAAUAGAGGAAGUGGAUUACAAUAACAUCAAAAUAAAUUGAAUACUUAACAGUUACAGUAAGUAGUCUUUAUAUUUUAUAUAGGGUGGAAGAUGUGUUUUUAAGGUUUAUUAUGUUUUUGUCAGUUACUGUGUUCACUAUCAAUACAAGACCAUUACAUGUAUAGCAGCCAUUUUUAAAUCGUUGCACAUGGGUACUUAAAAGACAGAUUUUAAUAAAACAAAGAAACCACAUUCUCUGCAGUGUUACCCAAAUCAAGGCUCUGUUUAUUCCAAAAAAAAAGAAAUUACAUAGUAAAAUAAGAUAUUAUAUUUUGUUUGUAUGUAUGUAGUGUUUUGUAUAAUAUCAAGAACUGCUAAUAACAAUUUACUCAACUUUAGGGCAUUAAAUACCAUGUUACUUCAUAGUUCAAGAGACUGUUUCAUUCAAAUAGGGCAAUUAGUACUCUUCUAUCUAGGUGUGUAAGUGUUUUUUUUAAAUCACAUGAGGCUUUUUGUACUAAAAAGUGGAGGGAAACUUGUCUAAACAAAUUUCUAAGAUAAAUAUGUACAUAAUACUGGAAAUUUGUGGUAAGGAAAUAUUCUUUACUUCAGUUGCAUUUCUCACUGACAAUAAAGUGGUGCAUCCAUGCUACCUCCUACUUGUCAACAAAGAUGGUAUUUACCCUUAUGUUUUUGUAUCAUAGUAGAUUCAAUCCAACUUUCUUUAUUACAAAGCAUCUUUUUGUUAACAAGUUUGUUCUUUAUGAUGAUUUACUUAAAAUCUGACUUGCUUACAGAAGUUUGCCUCUCUACUAUUUUAUUUAACACUGUAGAAAUGUACUAAUAAGCAUUGCUCACUACACGGUUUAGAGUAGACUUUUCAUUUAUAAUUCUGUUUAAAAGGUUGAUCAUUUUAGAAAAUUUGAACACAGGUUGAAAUGUUUCUACAUAUGAAGAGAAUGUUUACAACUUAAAUUUUAGAGCUUGUUUUGGAUGUGAUUAUAUGUAUGAAAACUGUAACACUAUGCUCAUGCUAAGGACCUACUUACAGAAUUACUGAAAUAAAUGUGCUGUGAGGAUGGAAAUAUGGUGCAGGUGUCUUGGUCAUGCUGAAUUGUGUUUGUUCAUUCAAACUGUCUUUGAAACAUGAUUUUUGUUUAAAUCAUAAGUCAGAUUCCUCUACAAAUCAAUUUUGUAUGCAAAUAACAUUUCAUUUUACUCAUAUAGGGUAACAAAUACUGUAGUUAAGCCAAGGAUAUGCAUUGAUAUUUUCCUUAUAUGUAAAUAAAGUUAAAAGCAGUUAAAGCAAGAGGAGUAUUUUGGUAGAGUAUAUACAUACCUCACUGCCAGUGAAAUUGCUUUCCUAUGGUAUAUCUCCUUACCAGAAAAAUCUCUAAAUAAAAAAGGUUUAAAGAAAAUCUAAA